Messenger RNA from Helianthus annuus (common sunflower), 1640 nucleotides. RefSeq lists its product as uncharacterized. The coding region runs from base 1079 to 1462 and encodes 127 amino acids. The record is from RefSeq and is a predicted model, not a curated record. The transcript has 4 exons. NCBI's taxonomy places the organism in Eukaryota, Viridiplantae, Streptophyta, Magnoliopsida, Asterales, Asteraceae.
CAUGGUGGAUACGCCGCUGGUACUUCCUAUAUAUAAGUGUUUUCACCAUGAUUACCAAACUUUCGUAAAAAGUGCCAUGAGAAAUUCAGUGUUUUGCAGACCUACUUAGACCUAAUACGCAAACUCUAGGCAACUCACAAACGCAUUAUAUUCGAUUUUCCCCGACGAGACUUCAUUCUUAGCACGAUACUUUCAUCUAUCCGAUAUUUAUGCUAUUCUUAUACUCAUAAUCGUUUAUUAGACCAAUCGUCCACCCUUAUAUCUUCGUUAUUCUCCGUUGCCCUUCAUACAAGCCUCAAUUUGAAACAAACCUCUCCUGUUUGCCUAAAUCCUUUCAAGUCUUCAUCUUAAAUAAGUUUCGGGACGAAAUUUCCUAAAGGAGGGGAGACUGUAACGUCUCGUAUUUCCGUUUUUUUUAUAUAUUCGUAGGAUGUACGGGCCACUUAAAUGCGACAACGGGCUUGUGGGCCUGGGGCCCAAGCCCACCUAACAACUUUUUGUAAAAACCCUUUUAAAAGAAAAGACCUAAACCCAAGCCUACUUAAAACCAAACUAAAUACCCAUGUUAAAAUCUCAAAACCCUAUAUCUUCCUCAUUUUGUUACAGCCGCUCACCCUCAACCCUCUCAUCUCUCUCUUUGUCUGAAUUCACGUUCUCCAAAAGAAAUCCCUGCUACACACCUUAGACAAAUAUGAAAAACACCACAAUCAGAAAUUACAUCUCAUCCUAGCUUACAUCUCUCCUCUUUCUCUCUAGAAUCCGGUGACUGGAGUCGGGAUUCCAACCGAACUCCGGUGAUGCUCUGGCCUCGAUAACACCUCCAAGCUCCUCUUCUUCCUAUACCUUACAAACACCCCAUUCUGAUCGGUUGGGAGAGAGAGAACGUGAGAGAGAAAGAUGUGGUGCGGCGGUGGUCUUCACGGUGAACCACAACAACAGCGACGGCAGAGGAGGGGCUCGACGACGGCUCCGAUUCGGGUCGGUUCAGGUUACCGGCGCCGACAUCUCAGGCGACGUGGUGGUUAUUCAGCUCGGACCCUUCAGUUCUGUUUUGUUACGAUUCGGAUACGGGUCAAAGAUGGUUCGAUACGGUUCAAAUCUAAGGUUCUGUUCGAUGUUUUCGGGUCGACAAACCGGGUCAGCUCAGAUGACGGCUCGGGUCACGGUCCGUUUUAGAUUCAGUCAAAGUUCGAGUCAAGCUGGUCAAUCGGGUCAAACAUGGUCAACAGCAGUUUUCAGUUCGGUCAGACCAGUCAACUGGUCAACACGCGUCACUCGGGAGACUUGGUCAGCAACUUCAGUUCGAGAGUCUUGGAUUUACUCGGUUCAGUCCAGUGUAGAUUCGGGUGUUUGGUUCGAUCUAUUUCAUCAUUCGGAUAACCGUUUUGUACGUUCUCUUGGAUUUUUCUCCAUCUCUACUCGUGCAUUAUUUCAAGGAAUCUCUAUACGCAACCAAUGUUGACUAAUGAAGUAUGGAUGAUUGAUGAAACAAGUUUAGGGUGGACUAGAUACACACCUUUAAUCUAUUUAUCUUUUAAUGUUAUGUUAUUUGUUGAAACAAUGUUGUCUUUUUUGUUUUGAUUAUUGUAUGACAAUCUAGCAAUUGCAAAGAAAUUUGAAUUUAAUUAAAUAUUGUCACA